Molecule: messenger RNA, 750 nt
Organism: Plenodomus lingam JN3
Lineage: Eukaryota; Fungi; Ascomycota; Dothideomycetes; Pleosporales; Leptosphaeriaceae
Biological process (GO): protein phosphorylation
Molecular function (GO): protein kinase activity; ATP binding
Source: RefSeq, a predicted model, not a curated record
AUGGAAGUGUGCGAACAAAAUGAGGCAUAUGUCGAGAAAGAUGGAGAGCUCACGUUCUCCCAUACCAAGGUCAUACUCAGGAAGGAUGGUCAGUACUACUACGCCACCACCCACCGGCGUUAUGACUCCGCCGCCGAUAUCGAUCUAGCUGAGCUUCCGCUUGAAUCAAUUCCAACUUGGCAGAUUUGGCCACCAUUCCCACACAACUUUACACACGCUCCCGAAGCGUCGCUUCGAAGUUGCCACAUCAAAGAACCGAGUUUGAUACACUACGGCGACACAAAAGCUUCAACCGAUAUGGCUAGGCUUCUUUUAGACGAGGCUGAAGUGUGCGAGGCCCUGAGGACGCACCCCCAUCCUAAUAUCGCUCAGUACCUCGGAUGCAGAGUGAUAGAUGGUAGAAUAACGGGCCUUUGUUUCGUAAAGUAUGGGGUGAAUCUGUUCCAGUGGGUGAAGGAGGGACACGCUUGUGACAUCGAUGGCUGUAUCAAAGGCAUCAAGGACGGCAUCAAACACCUCCAUGAUCUAGGCUUCGUUCACUGCGAUGUCAAUCCAACCAACAUUGUUAUGAAUGGAGAUGCACCUGUCAUCAUUGAUUUCGAUUCGUGCCGACGUAUUGGGGAGCCAUUAGGGCUCAAAGCGGGAACGAGAGGCUGGACAAGAGAAGACUUCACAUCAGCGCAGCAGGAGGUUGACGAUGACGGGGUUUUGAGGAUUCAGCACUGGCUAAUCCAGACGAAAAGAAUGUAA